Paramacrobiotus metropolitanus is the source of this 997-nucleotide messenger RNA. RefSeq lists its product as uncharacterized. The coding region runs from base 79 to 783 and encodes 234 amino acids. The record is from RefSeq and is a predicted model, not a curated record. Lineage: Eukaryota; Metazoa; Tardigrada; Eutardigrada; Parachela; Macrobiotidae. The transcript has 2 exons.
UUCCGAAGAGCCGAUUCCGACAGCAAUACUUCAUCGACAGCAGCAGUCAGUACAGCCAUCCCGACUACGGCAGUCACCAUGAUCACAAACGCAGCAGAAACUAAUAACAUUGAUCCGUUUACAAUUUGUGCGGAACCUAGGCCUAUUGAAAUCAACUGUUCGUCUGGCCGUUUGACGAUGUCCCAGCCGGAUCUACAACGUGCCGAGGACACCACUGUCGUCUUUCGCAUUGAUCGGUCAUUCGCCUGCGUAUAUAAAUUGUACAACCUCCAUAUGGUGGUGUUGGAACUGUCCAACUUAACCCAGCAAAAGGACAUCGAGCAAGAUCAACAAGAAGUGAUCAGCGCGGAAUGUAGCAAUGGAGUGUACACUCUCAGCUCGACCGACCCGGAGAAUUCGCACGCCAACCGACUCGAUUUUCGCUCUGAUCUGAGCAGCCAGUGUUUCACGAAAUUCACGGAAGUUUUGGAUUACAUUCACAACGACCUAGCAGCAGCUCACAAUACUUCUUCCGCGACGGCAGCAAGUACGGGACUUGCACUCCCUAAUGAGAUGUGGAGGACCUGUGGAGACAUCGUUGUCGCAAAUUGCUCCGAGGGAACGUUCAUAUUCUCCCGUACUCAAAAUGCAACCACACAAUCAGACGGUGUGGUUAUUUUAAUUGACCACACGUUCGAGUGUCGGAGCACUCUGGUGGCUAUUCACGAGCACAUUCUGGCCCAGGAUAUGACCACCGUGCAACUUCCUACGGCACCGCUUUUGAAGUCGAUCACUGUGCACUAAAGGUCGCGUAUUUGUCUCCGAAGGUCAUCCGCGACGAUCGAAGAAAACAACGAUAGAAUAUAGAGCCAAGGCAAGCAAAUUCUGUCGCGAUGCUUUUCAAAAGUUUGUGGACUAUUUGUUUGGGUUGUAGCAUUUAUAGUCGCCCGUGGUUUUAGAACGUUGAUUACCAUGGUUCAUGUUUGCUUUUAUUACCGUAUCCAUGGUUUCGUAUGGA